CGCUCAGCAGCGCAGGGAUCGAGUUGACCACCACUACCAGUACCGCGGGUAAGAUGACAGUUGAUGCGAGAGUCAUCACAGAGAACUGACUUGUUUCGCUCCGAUCAAGCUUAUUCCGAAAGCUUCUUCAAUUUCUCCUGCUGUUGGUCGAGUCGAUCUGUGAUCGUCGAUUUGUGAACAUUACCGCUCAGUACACAUGACAUUCACUUGAGUCUUAAGUGAGUCAUUCAACCUUCUAUGGUAAAGAGUUUACUCAACAGACCAGUGGUCAACAUACGGCGUUUUUGUUGUCUCGGCCAGCGAAUACCACUUUUGUACGGGGAACGUUUGGCUACGCUACCACGCAAAAACUGGAAUACUCGACAUUAGUUUCAACGUGAAGAUGAUUCCUUAGUUUGAACUUUCAAUUUUGUUAUCCCAGGGAAAAGUCGUUUGAUUUAUAAUAUGGAUAAUUCAGAUGAGUUAUGGACUUCGUGUCGGAUACCACUGCCUUCGUUUAUUUCGCUAGAGUGAAAUAGUUGAUGACUUUUUCGACAAAUCCUCCGCAGAAGUUUGUAAAUCGCACAGCCGGCGGGCUCCGAUUGUCAGCCUGCCAUUUUGUCGCCUUGCAGCGGGUGCACUCCCCAGGAGUUCUGGCGUGAAUUCACUGUUCGUGUAGUGGAGGGGACGUGUAGAGUAGUAGCCAUGCUGUGGUGGGAUAUUGUCUCGGUUUUAGUGCUGGUUUUCUUGCCGUGGCCGAGGGGAGUUGCCUCGAACAUUCAAAGCCUACGAGAGCAGCUGAACUGUCAUACUCACACACAGGGGACCAAUUCGUUUUUAUGGCAAGUCAGAAGACAUCCGCCUGCCUAUUUCUUGGGAACAAUACACGUACCAUACACACGCGUUUGGGAUUAUAUUCCUCAAAAUACCAAAGUUGCUUUCCGAGAAAGCGAAAAUAUAUUCGUCGAACUUGAUCUCACAGAUCCGAACACGAUGACGCAGUUGGCGAACUGUCAGUUGUUGCCAAACGGAGAAAGUCUCAGCGAGGUUUUACCACACAGUAUUUACAGGAGAUUAAAAACUCAUUUACAAUAUGUGAAGCGAAUGAUGCCGCAAUGGUUGAGCGCUGAUCAACGGGGUCGCGGUUUUUAUGCCGACUACCUCUUCGAAGCGAUCGUCGGCAACUGGGAGCGAAAAAGACCCAUUUGGGUCAUGCUUGUCAUCGAUUCGUUGACGGAAGCCGACAUCAAGUCCAGAGAAAUACCCGUUUUGGAUUUAUAUUUGGCCCAGGAGGCCACAAGACUCAAUAAAAGAACUGGGGCCGUGGAACAAGUUGAAGAACAGUGUGUUCCCCUUAAUGGAUUAAACUUUACGCAGGAAAUAUUUGCCUUGAAUCAAACGCUGUGGCAUCAAGAGAGUUUACGAGCAGGGACCAUUAGGCAGACGGCUACGUUAGAAGAUCUUAUAUGGCAUUAUAACUGCGGAGAUCUCAACUUGGCAACGUUUAGCCAAGAUACAGCACAGGUUCCUAGUAUGCAGAACACCACCCUCACUCCAGAGGAGAUUGAAGUGGCCAAUCAGAUUGACCGUUAUUUCCGCUAUGAGUUGAUCUACAAGAGGAACCGUCGGAUGGCCAUGAGAGUCAAGGCAAUACUGGAAGCCAAGCCAAAACAAAGCUUCUUCUUCGCGUUGGGUACAGGUCACUUUCUAGGCAAUCACACCGUGUUUGACUUCCUCGAGAAAAUAGGGGUAGAGGUUUUCAACGUUCCUACAGACACACCACUCAAUAGUUCCAGGAGCUCAUCUAGCUCAGUUGACGGUAUUGAUGGAGAGGGGACAAGCGAGGGCAGCAGUCGCAGGCAUGGGAAGCGAGGCAGGAGACGGAAAAAGAAGAAGCAGCGACUCGGAGAGACGGACAUCGGCCACGUCAUCUCGGUACCUGUGCCGGUCAGAGCAGAGAAUAACAGACAGUUCAACGAACUUUGGAUUCCUUUAGAUAGGAUAAGUGAAAUCCCAUCCACCAAGAGUCCCGACAAAGACGAGAAGGUCCUCACGGCGAUGCCGACACAACAAAUCUACACUGCGCAUAACCUUCCCAGCGUCUCGGCGGCCAGUGGGGGCAGCAGACCCGCCGUCUAUCCUAUUCUCUACCUCUCGCUCCUAUUACACAUAGCACUAUACAUUUUAAGUCGAGUAGAUAGGUAGUGGUACAUCAUUAUGUUAAUAUAGUAGAGUGUAUUCAAGUUCUGCUUUAGAACCAAUAGGUCUUUAAUCCAAGAAUAGACUUUAAUGCCUUCUGUCCCAUACGUGAUAGUAUAUUGGUAUGCCAUGUGAUAUCAUAUCAUUAUAUCAUCUGCUGAGCGCCAGAAGGGCGUUCUGCUAUACAGAGUGAACAUCCUUGUGGCACUAAACAGAUGAUAUUUGUCACUAUGUAUGGGUAGUUAGCUACUGCCAGGGGAUGAUAUAUAUAUAUAUAUAUAUUAAUAAGGGAAUAUAUCGAGAAUCAUAUAUUUAUAUUUUUCGCAAGAGUAUGGCUCCGUGAGUCGUAUUUGAUUAUGCUAUGGUGCAAAGAAUGUCUUAAGUUUUUUGAAAAUAUUAUAUGAAGCAAGAAUAAAGAUUGAAUGCAAAGUGAAGGAGUAGAUUGCAUUCUCAUUUGGGAUAAUUCAACUGUUGAGUGCCAGAAGGACAUUAACUCUUUGUAUUUUUUACACAGAGCCCUUCAGGGUCUAAACAAACAAAUUGUCAGUGAAUUACGCGCAGUUUACGUCUACCAUAGGUAUUACAGAGUAUUAUUUAUUGCAACACUGUAAAUAAAUAAAAAAAGCACUGAUAUUUGCAAAGAUGCACAUUGCGUUAUUGCCCGUUAUCAAGUAGAUUCUUUUUUUCGUUCAUUGUUUCUCCUUCAAGGAACAUGGAAAUGAGAAAAUUUGUAGUUUCGAGAGAAAGGUACUGGUUAAAAAAGUUUUUGUCUUCAACAUUUGUCAAAUUUACACACUGCCAAAAUGAAUCAUGCAAACAUCUACCAUUGAAAGUCACUAGUGUGUAACCAUUAUACACGUACUAGCAUUACAUGCUUGAGAGUGUAUUAGUAAAUAUGCAUCUAAUAUCAAAUCCCUUGUAAUUAGGUUUGGGAAGAGGAAACAUAUUGUAAAACUCGCUACAUUAGAGCAUGUGUAUCGUGGGGAUAUGAUUAAAAGUUAUAAAUGCUUAUAUUAAUUUUGUAUUUCUAUAACACAUUAUUUCCAUAAUUUAUUCACUGGUCAUCAUGAAUUUUCAUAUGUUACACUGCCCCAAAUCACUGCCACAAUAACUCUAAACCUGACCAAAAUUACCUCAUGUCAAUAUCAUUUUGACAGUAAUGUAUUUCAGUGUUAAUCUUUAUCAGCAUUAAAGCAACUUAUCCAUGUUUUCACUGUCCCCUUUGUUAUGUCCGCAAAUAGUUCACCUAAGUAAAUGUGCUAUGUUCUGUCCGUUUCUGCAAGUAAAUGUAAACAAAGUGAUGUUAUUUAGGGUCCCUGUAUUUAAUGGUGCUAUGGUUUAAAAGGAAUGUGUCUAAAAUUACAAAAUAGUUGCCAAAUGAGCUCUCUAGUUGUACAUUAUUCAGGGAAAUACAUUUGUGUGUUGAAGAGAGUGAAACUGAUACACUGAAUGCAUUAAGUUAUGUGGAUAUAUGCACUACAAAUAAUAGAUCCAAGAAUAGAUUGUUUCAUCAUAAAAUUUAACAGAUGAAUUGUUUAAUUUUGAAAUUGAGCAAACAAUUUGUUUAAUAAUGCUGAUAUUGUUGAAAUAACAAUAUCUCAUGGUCUUAGUUAAGCUGUUAAUAUCGUGUUUGUGCUCAGAUCGUUUGAAUGAGGAAAAGACUUCCACGGGUAUAUAUUCACCAUAGGGUUCAUUAAAACCAUAUAUACAGGGUUUUCAAUGAUUUUUCACGUUGAUAAUUCAUCUCAUACAUAUGCCUAGGAAGACUUCAUCUCAUUAAAGAUUCUGCCAAAUAUCUUGCAGUGUCAAAUAAUUUUCUGCUAACAUCUUCAACUGAACUGAACUGAAAAUGAAUUUAGUAUUAUAUAUCUCAAUAAUCUCUUCAAAAGUCACUCGUUAGUUACGGUACUUUUUUAAGAUUAUUUAAUCCUAUGUACUUUGUGUAAUCAAGGAGUCAUUAGAUAAGCUUUCCCAGUUUUCCCUUGGAAUGAUGAUUUAAAUUUGAUUGCAUAUUUACUAUGCACACGAUCUCUGUAUAUCGGGAUGAACAAUAAUUUUUCUAUCAGUGCUUGAAUGUAUCUUCUGUCUGCAAGCGUAUCAAUGGAUGAAUUGGAUAUUGGUUGGGCGUGAGGUGUUCAGAAAGUUUUAGUUCAGAAAUAUCUCAACUUCAAAUGAAAGAUUAAGUGCCAAGUGUAUAAGACGUAGAUAUUGUGAACAGUAUUAAGAGACAUGCAUUACUUGUUAUAUUUUUGUAAGAAAUUAUUUGUACAUAUACCCAAACGAACAUAGAUUCUGUAAAAAAAAAAUAAAGAGAGAAGAGGAGAAAAUAUCAUGGAAUAAUAAAAAAUAUUGAAAUAUUUAA
This is a messenger RNA of Strongylocentrotus purpuratus (purple sea urchin), 4540 nucleotides long. RefSeq names its product metalloprotease TIKI1. The transcript has 7 exons. The coding region runs from base 685 to 2184 and encodes 499 amino acids. Gene Ontology annotation, molecular function: metalloendopeptidase activity. NCBI's taxonomy places the organism in Eukaryota, Metazoa, Echinodermata, Echinoidea, Camarodonta, Strongylocentrotidae. Gene Ontology annotation, biological process: negative regulation of Wnt signaling pathway. The record is from RefSeq and is a predicted model, not a curated record. Gene Ontology annotation, cellular component: membrane.